This is a messenger RNA of Paramecium octaurelia, 987 nucleotides long. Lineage: Eukaryota; Ciliophora; Oligohymenophorea; Peniculida; Parameciidae. The record is from the annotation of a GenBank genome assembly.
AUGAAACGAUAAAAUUCUGCAAAUGACACAACAAGCCCAAGUAAAUACUUCUCAAAUGCCUCAAAUCAAUUUUCAGAAAUACUUAGAUAAAUUACUCAAAAUUGCAAUAAUAAACCAAUUAGAAAUGCUUGCAGUCCCAACUCAAAUAAAAAAAUGCAACAAAGAGUAAAAACUUAAAUUAGUAUAUCUCGAAAUCCUAAUUCAAAUAUUUAUAAUAACAAAAUUAGUGUGAGUGUUCCUAAAAAUAAAUUAGAAUAUUAUUAAGUAUUGGAAUAAAUCGGAUCAGGGAAAUUCGGUAAAGUUUAUAAAUGUUUGCUUAAUUAAACGAAAAAAUUAUAUGCCAUCAAGAUGAUAGAUAAAUUGAAACUAAAAAAGAAUUAAAUGAUACAUUAAUUACAAAGAGAAGUUGCCAUUUAAUAAAUGUUAAAGCACCAAAAUUUUCUUCAGUUAGUCGAAUUUUUUGAAACAAAUACCAAUUAUUGUCUAGUAUUAGAGUAUGCAACUGGUGGCACUCUUUUUCAAUCAUUGAUGAAACAAAAUAAUAGAAGAUAUUCCGAACCGGCAGCAUCAAAUAUUAUUAAAUAGGUUGCUUGUGCUAUCUAGUUGAUGCAAAAAUUAUCCAUCAUUCACAGAGAUUUAAAACCUGAAAAUAUCCUAUGGUGUGAUGGCUAAAUUAAGAUAAGUGAUUUUGGUUGGUCAGUAUAGGACAAAAAAGAAAGAGAUACAUUAUGUGGUACCAUCGAUUACCUUCCACCUGAAAUGGUUUAUGGAUAACAAUAUGAUAAUUCAAUUGAUUUAUGGUCACUCGGAGUUCUGACCUUUGAAUUAACCACAGGAAGAACUCCUUUUUAAGUCCAAGAAGGCUUUAAUUUAUAAUUUCCUGAUUAUUUAUCAGGGGAUGUUAAAGAUCUGAUGAAGGGACUAUUAGCAGAUAAAAAAAACAGAAAAUCUAUUGAAUGGGUGUUAAAUCACGUCUGGUUAUGUUGA